AUGGAGAAUACUACAGGGGAUGCCCCAUCUGAAUGGUAUCGAGAAGAAGAACACAUCGGUUACGAUGUAGAUGGUCGUCGAAUAUCCAAGCGUCGAUGGAAUGACUCGAUCGAAAACCUGCUCCACACGAUUGACGAUCCAAGCUAUUGGCGAAAGGUUUUCGAUGAAAAAGAAGACCGUGAAAUAAGCCUUUCUCGUGCUCACGUCGAGCUCAUACAACGACUCCGUAGCGGUGCUUUUCCAAAAAGCUCGUCCAGUAGCGACCUGAAACACGAGCAAAACCAUGGAAUUGCAGAGGUGGCGUGGCAAAUCAAUCAUGAACCAAAACGUCGUUUUAUCCCAUCAAAAUGGGAAGCAAAACUGGUUUUGCGGAUCGUUCGCGCACUCCGGGCGCACGCAACACCGAACGCACUGCAAUCUAAUACCGUUGAACAAAAAAUGAUUUGGGAGGCAGAAGAUGCUUCCCAAAGAUCGACACGAGAUCAUACAUACCUGCCCGCCCAAAAACCGAAGAAGCCAAACCACGCGGACUCUUACAACCCUCCGUUUGAGUAUCAAAUCAAUGACGAGGAUGCACCGGGAACGAAUGGGCAUGAUAAUCAUGCCACACGCACGCUUUUCAAUGCAUUACGUCGAGUUCCGUCUUAUUCAGAAUUUGUUGUCGAAAGGUUUCAACGCUGCCUCGAUUUGUAUUUGUGUCCGCGGGUGAAAAAGCACCGUCUCCAUGUUCGACCGCAAGACAUUCUGCCCCCUUUGCCAAGCCCAAAGGACUUAAAACCAUUCCCAAGCUCGAAUUGUUUGAAGUUUACUGGUCACGAGGACAAAGUUCUCUCCAUCGCGAUUGAUCAUUCAGGACAAUGGUUACUUUCUGCCUCCGAAGACUGCAGCAUACGCAAAUGGGAGAUAUCGUCAAGUCGGUGUAUCUCUGUUUGGCGCUUUCGCGAUAUUGUCAAAUCCGUGGCUUGGUGCCCAAGUCCAAUGGCCAACACAUUUUCAGCGUGUGUCGCAUCUGAUAUUGUGCUACUAAAGUCGACACGAGCCUCAGGAAGCGUUCCGUUACUAAGUUCACACCAUUCCGUUCACUCGAAGGUUGAGAAUUCAAAGUUGCCAGAGUGGAAAGAAAGAGACGGUGAAAUGAUUGUACACCUUGCUUCUGAUGUGUCGAAGGUGACCUGGCAUAAAAAAGGAGACUAUUUUGCAUCAUUUAUGAUUGGUGGUAACAACGUCAUGAUCCACAGAAUGUCAAGGAGAACUUCUCAGCUGAUAUUCCGUGAUCAAAAGUUCCCGAUACAGAGCGUCAUGUUUCAUCCAUAUCGCCCAUUUAUGCUGAUCUGCACACGAACGUGUGUCUACCUGUAUGAUCUAAAUAAGCAAAGCCUUAUCAAGAAAUUAUCGAGUGGAAAUCAAACUUUGAGCUGCAUGGCAGUGCAUCCCGGUGGGGAUAAUCUUAUUAUCGGAACCGAUCUCGGCAGACUCGCAUGGUUUGAUCUUGAUCUAGCCACUUCGCCGUAUAAAGUCAUGGCCACACAUGCAAGCGCAGUUAAGGGUGUCGCUUUCCAUGCCAAGCUUCCCCUGUUUGCAUCGGUCUCAGACGAUGCGACGACCCAAGUAUUUCACGGCAUGGUCCACGCGGAGCUUGAUCAAAACACACUGAUAGUUCCGCUGAAGAUUCUCCGGUAUACCUCCGAGAGCAACUGUGAUGGAGUUUUCGACUGCGUCUUCCACCCGACUCAGCCUUGGUUAUUUACUGCUGGUGCUGACCGAUCGAUAUUAUUGGUCUGUGAUGAUAACUGA
Molecule: messenger RNA, 1794 nt
Organism: Micromonas commoda
Lineage: Eukaryota; Viridiplantae; Chlorophyta; Mamiellophyceae; Mamiellales; Mamiellaceae
Gene: BOP1
Exons: 23
Coding region: 1-1794 (597 amino acids)
Biological process (GO): maturation of LSU-rRNA from tricistronic rRNA transcript (SSU-rRNA, 5.8S rRNA, LSU-rRNA); ribosome biogenesis
Cellular component (GO): preribosome, large subunit precursor; PeBoW complex
Molecular function (GO): protein binding; ribonucleoprotein complex binding
Source: RefSeq, a predicted model, not a curated record